UCUCCUCAACCGAUGUGGGAUUUCACAAUCCAUCUCCCUUCCUUCGGGGCUCAGCGUCGCGUCGCUGGCACACCUCCCGAUGUCUAGCUUUAAUACCAUUUAUAACAAGCCAAGCCCGAUUGCAUUUUCAAAAUCUUGAAGAGGAGUUUGAAAGGAAAAACCCAAGGAAGACAAUAUUAUAGGCGGUUAGAUUAAAAGCUAAGAGAGUGCAUUUUCAAAACCUUGAAAAGGAGCUUAAAAGGAAAAACCGAGGAGACCAAUGUUUUAGGCGAUGGGAAUUGCAUUUCAUGCAAAUGGUUUCAAGUUAGAAAUUAGUAAAUUUUAUCUGACAUCGUAAGAACCACUUUAGAUGGGUGACGGGCCAUCAUUGAUCCUUAAACGUUCAUACUUCUCUAUGAGAUUCAGUAAGGAAAAAGGAAUACUGAUGAGAUCUCACAGGUCUUUAUCUUAAACAUGCCAUCUCAAACGGUGUUGCCUCCCUUGUAAAUUUAUUAAGUUGGUUAAAAAUAGGAAUAUUGAAGCGAUAGAGAUUCGAAACCGAGACUGGAAAAGAGUACAGAAACAACAAUAAAGUAAGUGGUCAAAGGCCUGUGUCUGUACGUAGAAGCAAGUUAGAUUGACCAUCAGCAGUCCAUAUGUAACCCACAUGACAACACACCCACCCACCUCCAUCAUAUCUCACAAAUCCAUGGCUUCCCAUCAAACUUCACACCAGCGCCUCUUAUCACCUCCGCCUAAAAUGGAUCUCCACCGUAGAACCCAACCCACCACCCCCGCCGCCGCCACCACUGUCUCUCCACACCCAACAUCACCAAAACUAGAUCCCAUAACCCCUUUAUCCGACUCAGACAACUUGUCAAAAUCACACCCACCUUCUCCAAAAGUCGUUCCUGUUUCUCUUCACUCCAACCCCAAAAUGGUCGGCCCCAGAACAGUCCAUAAACAAGCCAAAAAACCCAACGAAACCCCUCGCCAGCACUCCACCACUGAGAAAUUCAAUGAUUCUGAAGAGAAAUUCGAACGCAUGAUCAACUGUAUCACCACCAAAGAAAGGGAAAUGAAACAGCUCCUAGUAGACCACCAACAUCUCACUCGCAGGCUCUCUGUUUCUUUGUCUUCUUCACGGAGUGGAAGAAGAAAAUCUAUCUGUGGCUCACAGAUUCAGCUAGCAGAGUUGUUCGCCAACAAUGGGGUCAAAGUGGUUUCCGCCGAUAUGCCGCCAUUUAUGCAGAUCCACGCCGUCGAUUGCGCUAGAAAGGCCCACGACAGUAUGGAAAAAUUCACUUCCAAAUCGCUGGCGUUGAGUCUCAAACAGGAAUUCGAUGGGGCAUACGGGCCGGCAUGGCAUUGUAUUGUUGGGAAGAGUUUUGGAUCAUUUGUGACACAUUCAGUGGGUGGAUUCCUGUAUUUUUCCCUGGCUCAAAAGCUUUACAUUCUGCUCUUCAAAACCACUGUACUAAGAGCCAAUUAGAAAUAAUACUGAAUCACUGACCACGUUUUGUUCCAACAAUCUUCAUAUUAUCUUCUUUUGUUUA
Cucurbita maxima (winter squash) is the source of this 1535-nucleotide messenger RNA. RefSeq lists its product as uncharacterized. The transcript has 2 exons. Bases 647 to 1471 code for a protein of 274 amino acids. NCBI's taxonomy places the organism in Eukaryota, Viridiplantae, Streptophyta, Magnoliopsida, Cucurbitales, Cucurbitaceae. Gene Ontology annotation, molecular function: dynein intermediate chain binding; dynein light intermediate chain binding. The record is from RefSeq and is a predicted model, not a curated record. Gene Ontology annotation, cellular component: dynein complex. Gene Ontology annotation, biological process: microtubule-based process.